This is a messenger RNA of Trichophyton benhamiae CBS 112371, 1896 nucleotides long. RefSeq lists its product as uncharacterized. Gene Ontology annotation, biological process: regulation of transcription by RNA polymerase II. Gene Ontology annotation, cellular component: mediator complex. Gene Ontology annotation, molecular function: transcription coregulator activity. Bases 1 to 1896 code for a protein of 631 amino acids. NCBI's taxonomy places the organism in Eukaryota, Fungi, Ascomycota, Eurotiomycetes, Onygenales, Arthrodermataceae. The record is from RefSeq and is a predicted model, not a curated record. The transcript is spliced from 5 exons.
AUGGUCUCACUGUUGAAACAGCCGUCUGGAGCUUCGCGACCAGAAUGGCAGAAACUUUUGCGUCAAUGCCUUCUCCAAAGAAUCAGCGCGGAUGAGUUUCACAACCUAGCCAAAGUGAUGCUACGCCGCCGCCCUAUUUCACAUAUGGAUCUUUUUGAUGUUAUUCUAGAGUCGAGGGCAGUUACGGAUUUUGAUUGGGACCCGUUAAUACCAGACUAUGUGGAUGCCGUCCAAAAGCUGACACAGGUCGAGCUAUUUAAUAUCUUGCCGUCUCUCCUGGCUCACUCGAGCAUCAAGUCCGAUAUUCGGCACUGGAAGAAACAAAAUCAAGCACAAAACCAAGACACGGACCAAAAGGUUGAUGAGAAAGGAUCUACAGAGCCUGCGGACUCUAAAGGGCCUGCCACUCUAUUAACUGAUUAUGGCAUCAUACAAAAUGUGAUUACAGCUGUGACCACUGGCCAUGCUCCAAAGGUAGCUCUUGAGUUCAUGGAUACUUGUUCUGCUAUAGCCGACUGGAUUCUAGCCCUAGUGUCGUGGAAUGCUCAUCUGGGGUCUGAAAAGGGUGAGGGCAGUGGAACACAGAUGUUGGCCACUCCUGAUGUGGUCUCCAUAUUCAUAGCUGUCGGUUUUCUUUUCGGAGCCUUAGCAGCAACGGAAGUGGGUGCAAACGCACUGUCAUUUCAACACGCAGGAACAUACUCUCCUAUAUGUGCCGAGAUAUCCAUUCCCUUACGAAACCGGCUUGAUCAAUUGCAGAAGGAAUUCAACCUUUUUCUGAAAGGUGAAAAAUCAAAUCAAGAUCAUGUUAUAGAGGAUACUGCUGUUUCUACCUUGGAGUUCGAAUCUAGAGUUGUGGACAUUCCUCCAGUAAGCUCUAGGGCUGGGUUGUAUAUAUAUGUCAACUCUCUGGGGAAUCACAUGGCACUUGUUGAAGAGCUUAUCACAGCGUCAUUUGAUGUCCUAUCAAAUGGAAUGUACCGCAAUGAGCCACAGCAAUCAAUGUUUCUCUUCCGGGCAUUUCUCGUCAACAAACUCCCUCCGUUCCUGUCAGACCUAGCAGGAUCAGUGGUAGAGCCAAUACCAGUUGAACUAUGUAUCACUCGUGCUUUAGCGCGGGUAGACCCAAACACGUUCCCAUCAUUUUCAGAAAUAUUCUCUACCCAUGGUAAUUCGGUUUUGUCUGACGUGAGACAAGAGUUUCUUUUCUCGUGUGCUUUGCAUAAAUUAAUACCCGAGUCAAGUAUUGAACGCCUCUUGGGAGAGAACCCAAUGCAAACAUUGCCGAAUGGCGGAAGAUUCGUCAAGCACGAUCUAGUUGCUCAGAUAAACAAUAGCCAUGAAAGGGCAGAGCAAUUGCUGAAUGGUAUCGAGUCGAUGGACGGCAACGCAAGGGCAAUUGUUGAAGCUAUAGCGGAGACACUGGACAUCAUGCUACUCUUCAAGAGCCCACAAGCUAUAUUGCAACCUCUUUGUGUCUUGUUGGAUUCCUGGAAGUGGGAGGAAGACCAAGGGGAAAGCCAGCCUGUCUACGAUGAAUUUGGAAGUGUUCUUCUCCUGGUUCUUGCUUUCAAGUAUAAAUAUGAUCUGAGUUCCCAAGACCUUGGGAUUUUCAAUCCGGAUUCAUUUAUGUGCCGAUUACUCGAGAAAGGUUCAUCAAGUCAAAAGCUGGAGGACUUGACGCAGAAACAACAGCAAAACCUUGGGGCGUGGGUUACAGCACUGUUCAUCGCUGAAGGAAUUAGUGAUGAAUCCAUGUCCUCUUGUAGCCCGCAAGAAUUCUAUCUUCUGGUUGCUACACUAUUCUGCCAGAGCUUGAGCGCGUGUGAAGCCGGAAAGCUGGAGUUUGACACUCUCAAGGGUGGAUUCGAGUGUAAGUCAACCCUCUCGCUCUAG